UCACGGUAUCGUAAGUCGCCGGCUCCGGGUCACUGGCAUAAACGCCUUAAAAAUGAAGAUCUGGGCGUCAGAACACGUAUUCAACCACCCGUGGGAGACGGUGACCAAGGCUGCGAUGCAAAAGUACCCCAACCCAAUGAACCCCAGUGUUUUCGGAGUGGAUGUGCUGGACAGACGUGUGGACAUUGAGGGACGAUUACACAGUACCAGACUGCUCAGCACAGAGUGGGGGCUUCCCUCCAUGGCCAAGUCUAUCAUUGGCGUAACAAGAACGUGCACUUAUGUUCAGGAACAUUCAGUAGUAGACCCCAAGGAGAAGACCUUCGAGCUGAAAUCUACAAAUAUCUCUUUUACUAACAUGGUUUCUGUGGAUGAGAAGUUGACCUAUAAGCCACACCCGCUGGAUCCUGAAAAGACAGUACUUACUCAGGAGGCUCUGAUCACAGUAAAAGGUAUUAGCCUAAGCAGCUACCUAGAGGGCCUUAUGGCCAAGACCAUCUCUGUCAAUGCUAGCAAGGGUCGUGAGGCAAUGGAGUGGGUCAUCAGACGAUUAAACACGGAAAUCGGUGGGUUGGCAGCAACAGCUUGUGGCACCAUACGCGUUCCCAUGGCAGCCGCUGUUGGAGACAAAUGACGGCCUUCCCGCUUCCAACAUCUUUAUACUGAUGGACCUCUUGAACAUUUCCCCUUCAAAAGGGAAACCUCACCUCAUCUGCCAGCAUAGCCUAACACCUACUUACUGCCCAUCUUUUGGCCCUGCGUAUGUUUUUGAUGUGUGUCACAAGAACUGACCCUUGACCCAUUCUUCAACUUGACUGCCAUUAAGUGUUGAUACUCGCCAAUGGGUAACAACUAUGCUGGCAGGGAGAGAGAAAGAAGUUUAAGGAGCUGAUGACAGUUAACAGUAAUGAUAAAAUCAAUAACAGGGUACAACAGGACUAUACUUAAAACUCAUGGGGAUUUGAGCUGUUUUUUUCCCCUCUUAUAUUCACAUCGUGCCUCCACACCAUGUCAUCAAGUUUAUCUUUGUUUUUGUUUUUCCUCCUCUCUACUUUCUCAUCUGUCAAUGCUCUGUUUUCUUUCUGGACUGCAGCAAGUUGUUGAACACAUUAAAUAUGUAACUUAGGCAAAAGCCCAUGGAGGGAACUUAGUUACACUGAGUCAAAGUUGCCUGAAAUGCACUCAGUCGCUUCUCUGGGAUUAGUUAAUCUUGCAAUGUAUAUCAGAGCCCAUUAUUUUAUUUCCAACAUGUAAACUCUGCAUCUUGUACCCUAAGCAAAUUCUGAAAGUAAUUGAAAGCGUAUCGGUUGUUGACCCAGCUUUCAACUCAGCAUCAUGUUGGAUCCACUCAUCUGCUAGCAAUCUUGUCUUUUUACUGUCUAGUGCAGCCAUUUACAGCAUAAUUUUUAUUUAUAGAAAAAACUCACUUAUUGUGAUCAAGUUUUACUUUUGUCAGUCAGUUCUCCUAUGCUUGUGAUGCGGUGUAUAGUUUUACUUAUACAAACAAGAAUGUGCACACAUGAAUGUUGUAGUUUUAACUUAUUUUCAAAAUGCGCCCUUAUUUUUAAAAUACAUUUUUUUGACAGAAAGCACUAUUUCUGUCUUUGAAUGUUGCAGAAGUGCAAGUCUCAUGAAUAUAAGCUCUGAGUAGCGUGGUGGCAUCCACAACAUUAUGAGUGUUGUAAAUGUUCACCACCGCCAUAGGAAGAGCGUCUUGGUUUAGGGUGUGUUUAGGAUCACUGACAGUCGGUGUGCCAACAUGAAGGUGCCCAUUUCAAAAUGGCUGGAAAGCAGGCAUUGAAAUGGUUGGAGUUACCCAAAGCACUUCUUUACCAUGCAGAUUUGUGAUCUUGAAUAUGCUGACUUUGUAUCUUCUGCUCAUUGUUUUUGUUUCAUGUUGUUGGUUAGAUAGUAUUUAUGUGUUAGGCUUUUCCCAGUGGUGUACUGUAACAGGCUGUUUAAGGUCAUCUCACCUUCUUUUUUGGAAACUCCCAGCUUUUUAAGGGUUUAUUUUUUCCAACUGAGGUGGAUUUUUAAAAAAAUGUUAUUUACAGGAUUUCCUCUGCUUAUCCCAUAGAGGUUGUUAUGAUUCUACAGUGUUGACCUUGGUUCAGUUCCCUAUUUCCCCAUAGUCUCACAGCAUCCCCCUGUGCUGUAUGCUCCACAACUACUUUCCACCUGCUUUGAUUACUCCUCCUUCGCUAAGCUUUUUUCUUGUCCUCCCUCGGUGCUUUAACAGGGAGUUCACGAAUGAAAGUUUACAAGAAAAGGAACUUGGGUUUAAUUUUUUUCUUUUUCUUUUCUUUUUUUAAUGUUUGAGGACAGACCUGUCCUAGACUUGAGUUCAGCAUUGAAAUAGUUUUGCAAGGUGCUCUGCCAUCAGCCCCCCGCCCCUGGCUAUUGUUGAUCUGCUUGAUUUGGUUUGCAAGGUCUUGGACAAGAUCUUGGUGGCACACAACUUUUGGUAAACUUUCACAGAAAGCAAUUUCUCAAACGUUCAUAUAUCCCCGUCAAGUUACUACACUUUUAUAAACCUGCUUCUAUCUCAAGUAACCUCCUUUUUAACUACUGGUUUCUUGUGUAAUUGUUGACUGCGAAGCAGUCUCUUCUUUCAUGAAUGAAGUGUGAUGCUGUGAUCUGCUAUGCUGAACAUUCUGAAAACAGUGGCUGUCCAUGGGUAUAUAUUUAUAUUUUGGUGGAGUUGCAUACAUUCCAAGAAUGUCAAAAUGUAACAAAAUAAAGAGUGCACACACUGAAAUGAUUUCAACAUAAGGAGAUGCCACCGUUUCAUGAAUUUGGCAGUGUUAGUGUGUUGUGUAAAGGUGGUUUUCUGUGAGAAAACUUUCUUGUGCUUUCAAAACAUCUUCUGGCCAAAUUGGGAUGAGGAAUAAGUCAGUCAAGUCCAUGAGAAACCAUCUCGUUUUGUGUGUUUGGUUUCCAAAUACUUGCAGCCUAAAUGUCUUCAUGCUUGCUCAAUAAUCCAGGUAAGAAAAUCACAGAUUAUCUAACAACUAGCCCUGGUAGAUAAUCCUGGCCACAGUGAAGCUAUCUGCAAUUGUCAAAACUGGAAACAACACUUGAAAUGCUUGAAAAUGUGCUGUUAUUGGAGUGCAUUACACUUUUAGCUGUUGUUCAGCAGAAUCAAGUUACAGUGCAGGUUUGAUUGCUGAAUCCAUCUGUUUGAUAUAAAUUAGUAGUUGGGUGCUAAAUAUGUUGCUAGCAUGUAUUUUCAGAUCAUAUACUUUAAAGCCGGGGUGUUGAAGCUUUUAUAGCACGGGACUCCACUUGGGUAAGAUUAACCUCAUUUUUCAACCUGGAUUCAUUGACACACAUUAGCAUUUUUGUCAUGUGAGGCCCAAGUCAAAAUGGCCCCUAAGUUCAAUUUAGUUGCCAGCUCAAAGGUAA
Messenger RNA from Lampris incognitus (smalleye Pacific opah), 3405 nucleotides. RefSeq names its product PRELI domain containing protein 3B-like. The transcript has 6 exons. Lineage: Eukaryota; Metazoa; Chordata; Actinopteri; Lampriformes; Lampridae. Gene Ontology annotation, biological process: phospholipid transport. The record is from RefSeq and is a predicted model, not a curated record. Bases 53 to 634 code for a protein of 193 amino acids. Gene Ontology annotation, molecular function: phosphatidic acid transfer activity. Gene Ontology annotation, cellular component: mitochondrial intermembrane space.